Gavialis gangeticus (Gharial) is the source of this 2455-nucleotide messenger RNA. It is a transcript of the gene KIRREL3, whose product is annotated as kin of IRRE like 3 (Drosophila). The transcript is spliced from 15 exons. Lineage: Eukaryota; Metazoa; Chordata; Crocodylia; Gavialidae. The coding region runs from base 41 to 1942 and encodes 633 amino acids. Gene Ontology annotation, cellular component: cell-cell junction. Gene Ontology annotation, molecular function: cell adhesion molecule binding. The record is from RefSeq and is a predicted model, not a curated record. Gene Ontology annotation, biological process: synapse assembly; cell-cell adhesion.
GGGUCUCCCAAGAAGAGGAUGCUGCCUGGUGCUGGGGUUCAUGUAUAAGGAGAAGUACAGGAGAAUGACUGAAGGUCAAGCAUCUUCCUUUACUCAGCAGCCUCAAGAUCAGGUGGUAAUAGCUGGGCAGCCCGUGACCCUGCUGUGUGCGAUCCCUGAGUACAACGGCAUCGUGCUGUGGAUUAAAGAUGGACUUGCCCUAGGAGUAGGCCGGGAUCUCUCAAGCUAUCCACGCUAUUUGGUUGUCGGAGACCAUUUGUCUGGGGAGCAUCAUCUGAAAAUCCUCAGAGCGGAUCUCCAAGAUGACGCCAUAUAUGAGUGCCAAGCCAUUCAAGCGGCCAUCCGAUCCAGACCAGCCCGGUUGACUGUUCUCGUUCCACCAGAUGACCCAGUUAUCAUUGGGGGACCGGUCAUUAGCAUGAGAGCAGGUGAUCCCUUGAACCUGACCUGCCAUGCAGACAAUGCCAAGCCAGCAGCCUCCAUCAUCUGGAUGCGGAAGGGAGAAGUUAUCAACGGAGCUACCUACUCCAAGACCCUCCUCCGCGAUGGCAAAAGAGAAAGCAUUGUGAGCACACUCUUUAUUGCUCCAUCUGACAUUGAGAAUGGAGAAAGCAUUGUCUGUCGGGCCACUAACAAGGCCAUUCCUACCGGAAAAGAGACCUCUGUCACCAUCGACAUACAGCACCCACCUCUCGUGAACCUGUCAGUAGAGCCCCAGCCUGUCCUGGAGGACAACACGGUGAAGUUUCACUGCUCUGCAAAGGCCAACCCUGCAGUAACCCAGUACAGGUGGGCAAAAAAAGGCCAAGUUAUAAAGGAAGCAUCAGGUGACUUCUAUGAAACCGUUGUGGACCACACCUUUUUCUUCGAGCCCGUAUCCUGUGAGGUGACCAAUGCUUUGGGCAGUACUAACAUCAGCAGGACUGUAGAUGUCUACUUUGGGCCCAGGAUGGCAACAGAACCACAGUCCCUCCUCGUUGACCUGGGGUCAGAUGCAGUAUUCAACUGCGCUUGGACUGGAAAUCCAUCUCUGACCAUUGUCUGGAUGAAGCGGGGCUCAGGCGUGGUCCUGAGCAACGAGAACACAUUGACACUAAAGUCUGUCCGUCAAGAGGAUGCUGGGAAGUAUGUCUGCCGAGCAGUGGUUCCACGGGUGGGCGCAGGAGAACGGGAGGUGACUCUGACUGUCAACGGGCCUCCUAUCAUCUCCAGCACACAGACUCAGCAUGCCUUGCACGGGGAGAAGGGACAGAUCAAGUGCUUCAUCCGCAGCACCCCUCCGCCAGACAGAAUCGCCUGGUCCUGGAAGGAGAACGUGCUAGAGUCAGGAACCUCUGGGCGCUACACAGUGGAGACCGUCAGCACAGAUGAAGGUGUUAUCUCAACACUGACCAUUAGCAACAUUGUUCGAGCUGAUUUCCAGACCAUUUACAACUGCACUGCCUGGAAUAGCUUUGGCUCAGACACUGAGAUCAUCCGGCUGAAAGAACAAGGUACGGAAAUGAAAUCAGGAGCUGGUAUGGAAGCAGAGUCGGUGCCCAUGGCGGUGAUCAUAGGCGUGGCUGUGGGGGCAGGAGUGGCAUUCCUGGUGCUGAUGGCCACCAUCGUGGCGUUCUGCUGUGCACGCUCACAGAGAAAUCUGAAAGGUGUGGUAUCCGCCAAGAAUGAUAUCCGUGUGGAGAUCGUGCAUAAGGAGCCUGCCUCAGGCAGAGAGACAGAAGAACACCCCACCAUCAAGCAGCUGAUGGAAUCCAAGCCGAGGGAUGGAUCUCAGGACGGCGCCCUGCGCAGCCACGACCGCUGCCGAGGACUGCAAACAGCAGCUGCUGGCAGACAGCGAUGCCAGGCAGAAUCAGGGACCAUCGUAAUGUGCCCGGGAUCUGGAUGUGCCCUUGAAUUCAACAGUCCUGGCAAUAAGUUAAUGGCAGCUACUCAGUUUUAACAGGUCUAUGGGUAGUUUUAUCACCAGCCAUCUGCGUGACAACAGCAUGACCAAAGUACAAAAGCAUAUUGGUAUCUUCAUCCAUAUGGUGGCCAGGAACACAGGGCCAAACAGGGGCAGGGAGCUAGAAUACAUAUAAAGUGUGUAUUUAAUGAGCAGAGCUAAACCCCUGCUCACCAGCUCUCAGUGGAAGGUCACGGUAACAGCAGGAGCUGUGGGUCCCAGCUAGGGCAUUGUUCCUCCCCAUACCACUCUGCCAAAGCUGCUCCUCAUGGCCAGCAAGAAGAGUGCCAGAGAGAGAAUAUUCCUGUACAACCACACUCCACCUUGCUGCUCCAUCCCACAGUGUCCCAGCUCUUCUGGGUCACCUUGCCAAGACUGGCAGAUCUUGGGCAGGGCUGGGGUGCAGCUUGGGUCCCACUGGGAGCCACAUGAUGCUGGGCAGGAAGUGUUUUCAGUGGUUUGAACAAGCUGGGUGGGAGUCCUGGGCAGAUGUGAGGUGCCGGCUUAGCA